Molecule: messenger RNA, 1425 nt
Organism: Triticum dicoccoides
Lineage: Eukaryota; Viridiplantae; Streptophyta; Magnoliopsida; Poales; Poaceae
Exons: 6
Coding region: 1-1425 (474 amino acids)
Molecular function (GO): zinc ion binding; nucleic acid binding
Source: RefSeq, a predicted model, not a curated record
AUGACACAUCGACGUGCACAUUCUCAGACAGCCGGUUCUCAACUUCUGUUCCACUUCCGCGCCGGUGAGGAGCGCUGUCCGUCAAUGGGGGCCGCGGCUACGUCGGCCAACUCCGAGACAGCAGCCACGCGCGUGCAUGACGGUCUCGUUGGCUGCGAUGGCACGGGGUACCACGGGGAGAGCUUACCGCCGCCGGCGUCAGAUCCGGACGGCCUGCGGCGCCGGGCGGCGAAGGAGAGGAUAAGGGAGCGGAUACUGCGCGAGGAGGUGGAGGCGAUGGCGCUCGAGUUCGAGGUCCGGCGUGAGCUCAUGGAAGAGCGCGCCAGUUUGCUCGCGCGGUUGGCCGGCGGGUCGGAAACUAGGGCAGCGCCGGCGGUGCCAUCGCUGAAGACGGCGCCGAUCGAUCACCAGUGUGUGCAGGUUGGAUCCAAAGUAGACGUGUCUGCGGCCGUGCCAGCCAACAAGAGGAAAACCCCUCAUGUCGCUGCUGCAUCCGUUUCGGUGGCCACUGGCAGCAAGAAGCACAAGCCUGAUCUGACUUGCACGGUGUGCAACAUCACGGCAACCAGUGAGGUUGCCCUGCAAGAGCACCUCAGAGGGAAGAGCCACGUGAGGAAGGCCGGUAAACAUGCGCAGCCUCACCCAGAGGAGGAUGUGUUCAGCUUGAAGGUAAAUGGGUCGCCAGCCUUACCGGCCAAGGGGGAAAACCCUGGUGUUGUUGUCGCUUCGAUGGCUCCUGCUGAAAAAAGUUGUGACAACUUGGGUUUGAACUGCAUUGUCUGCGGCAUCACAGCAAGUAGUCAGAAGAACAUGCAAGAUCACCUCAAAGGGAAAAUUCAUAUGAGGAAGACUGACAUGCUCGCGCAGCCCAAUCCUAAGGAGAAUGAGGUCUGCUCAAAACCAAAUGCAUCAGCAGCCGUGCUACCGGCCAAGCAGAAGAACUCCGACGUUGUCCCUGCCUCAUCAACCCUUUCAGCUGGGCCAAGCAGCAAGAAUCAGAAGCAAGACUUGACCUGCACGGCGACCAGCAAGAAGGGCAUGCAGGCUCACCUCAAAGGGCAUGCAGGUGCAGAGGCCGGAGAUGGUGCUGCCAAAGCUGAAGAACAAGAGAAAGCUGAUGUCGAGGAAGAGGGAGCCGUGGAGAUCGACGGAGGCCCCGUCGUGACCGGCGAGGAGUAUUACAUCAAGGCGGAGGGCAAGCUGUUCGUCACACUGCGCCAGGUAGACGAAAGCCUCUCGUGUGGUCUGUGUGCCGUGCACGGCUGUGACAAACGUGGCAUGAUCAAUCACAUCUACACCAGGGACCACUGGCGCAGAGCCAGUCUCGCCGAGGAGAAGGGGGCAUCGGAGGCAGCGCCAGAGGCGGUGAGCAAAGAUGGCGACGGCGUCCCAGUCACCGACGGAGAGGCUCAUGUCGACAACUAA